Phaedon cochleariae (mustard beetle) is the source of this 3675-nucleotide messenger RNA. NCBI's taxonomy places the organism in Eukaryota, Metazoa, Arthropoda, Insecta, Coleoptera, Chrysomelidae. The record is from the annotation of a GenBank genome assembly.
AUGGCGGCAAAUCCAUUUCUCUUCAACGAGGAACCAUUUACUUCUCCUGGAUCAACUGGAUCGAAUCCAUUUUUGAUGAACGAUGAAGAAGACAUGCAUGGAGGUGUUGGAUUCAACGAUAACCCCUUUUUGUCGCAAACUGCUGCUACUAUAUCGACUAAUCCCUUCAGUUUCGAUCCUAUGGAGCUUGAACCAGCAGAAGCAGAAGUCCCAAGAAUACUUCCUGGACCAGUUCUCAACGAUCCAUUCGGUGAUAUCGGUGGAAGUAUGGAUGCACCAUUCACCGUUACCGAGCAUAUCAGUAUUCAGCCAAUGAUAGGCACAGAGUCAUCCAAAACAGAUACAGUUUCCGUACAGAAGCCUUCAGACUUGGAGUUAAAGUUUUCUCACCAACCUGCAAAUGGUCCAUCACGUCCUCCACCUCCAAGACUACCUCCAUCCAAAGAAACCCAGGACUUGUUGAUGUCCGUGAUGGGAGCUAUGGAUGCCACAAGCUCCUCAUUGUUGAACAAAAUACCACCUACCAGGAGUCCCAGUCCAGUUUCCAUGAGAGAUCUUCAUUCUCCGAGCCCUACUCCUGAACACAAUUUCGGAGAUCUUCUAGAUGUUAGCGAUAAACCAUCAGAGCACGUCUCCAGCACUGAUCUGUUUGGAAUAGAUGAUGAGAAGAAGUGUGAUAUAAAUCAGAAUCCAGCUGUCACACAGGAACUACUAUCCCAGGUAAAACCACCAAGACCUGCACCUCCAAUCAGACCACCCAAGCCACCGUUGCCUGCAGCAAUAUUCAACCAAAAACCAAAGAAUCCUAUCGAGGCACCUGUUGCAGCCAAGAAGGAUGAUAUUGAAGAUAUGGAUAUGUUUGGGGUAGAAGCAACACCUAGAAAGAAGGAGGUCACAAAUGCUGAUAUAAUGAACUUAUUCAAUGCGCCCAAACAAGAAUUGCCUAAGACUGAUCUUCUUUGUGACCUGAUGGAGCCUGAACAUAUGGAGGAACCACAAAUUAUAUCAACUAAUAUCUCUGAGGACUUAACGAUCAAAGAGGAAAAACUAUUUUCUCCAGUAGGUCAAACGAAUGAAUUGGGCGUUGAUAAUUUGAUGUCUUCGGGACCGUCACAAGAAGACUUACAGAUGGAUUUGAGUGAUACUCAAAGUAAAGGGUCGAUUUCUAGUGUAACUCUUAAUCCAUUUGCUCCAUCAGAAGAAAUUACCGAUGCUAGUAUAACUCAACCAGCUAUGAUCGUAGAUAAUUUUCGGGAGAUCAAUCAGAAUUCAGAAUCAGAACAGAUCGAUAUUUUUGAGGACGCAGGACGAAAUGUGAUCGAAGAGAAAGAUUCUACGUCGAAUAUAUUUGGAAUUUCGAGUAGCGAUAAUUUUGUGAACCAAAAUAACGAUUUCACUACUCCAAAUGAAACAAAUACUUUCCAUAGUCAGACCGACAGCUUUAAUGAUUUUCGAGUUAAUGACAAUACAUCCGUACCAAAUACUGUUAAUGCUUUCGGAGAUAUACUAUCAAGCAACGAGGAAGCAUUUAGUUCUGUACCUGACGACUUUGAUGACUUCGCGAAGAAAUUCGAUUCUGUGAAAACCGAGGAAAAAUUUGGCGCUUCACAAGUUGAAAGUGCUUGGGGUAAUGAUUUCUCGAAUACCACGGCUGAUGGUUCGAGUGGUUUCGGUCAGGAUGAUGGUUUUGAUUCCUUUCUGGCUCUUCAACAACCACCUGCUGUGCCACAGAGUACUCCCCUCAGGAUAAGUAGGGCUGGUUCACAGGACUCAGAUGAGGAUAAGGACUUCUCAGUGUUCAUAAGACCAAAAGGAAGUGAAGAAGUUGAUAGUGGGCUGCUACCUACAAUAGCCCCUCCCCCUCCAACUGUGUCAUCUGCUUUCGUCGAUACUUCUCCUAGAUUCAAUCCGUUCGAUAACCAAGCUGAAGACGAACCCAUUGCUGUUCUGAAUGACAUCCCUUAUGCUGGUAAUCUCGAGCGCAGUGAUUCUCAAGAAACUCCUCCAACUCCUUUGUAUGACGAGGACGUUUCUCAACCUCUCGAACCAUUCCCGCGAACGAAAUAUACAGGGGACGGUUGGGAAAUGCAACUCCGUCAGCCAAAUAAAAAGAAAAUAACUGGUCAACGUUUCUGGAAGAAGAUCAUCGUCCGAUUGCAGUACCAGCCGGACUGCGUUCUUCUUCAGCUGUUCAACCAACGGGACGACAAGGACCCGUUCCAGGAGUUACCUUUGCAACCUUGCUACUCCGUGUCCGAAAUUGGUGCUCAGCAAUAUGACAAUUUUGGAAAGAUUUUCACGCUGAAGCUGCAAUACAUCUUCUACAAGGAGAGACCUGGAGUUAGACCAGGUCAAGUGAAGAAAGCAGAGAGGAUCACCAAUAAAUUGAGCCAAUUCGCUGCUUAUGCCAUACAGGGUGAUUAUCAAGGGGUUAAAGAAUUCGGUAGUGAUUUGAAGAAACUCGGUCUUCCUGUAGAACAUGCUCCACAAGUUUCGCAACUCAUGAAACUUGGCUCUCUCAACUACGAAGACUUGAAGCAGUUUUCAUUUUCUAUUGAAGAAGCUUUAUUCGUUCUGCAAGCACACAGGGAUCGAGCAUUACACUACAAAAUGGAGGAGGUUCAAAUUACUGCUGUGGACGAGUUGCAUGUAGAACAAGAUGCUGAAGGUCAUAUCGAGAAGCAAAUCGCCAGGGUGAGGUUAUUCUUCCUAGGCUUCUUGACCGGCAUGCCAGACGUCGAACUAGGCAUCAACGAUAUGAGAAGACAAGGCAAAGAGGUGGUGGGCAGACACGAUAUCAUUCCUGUGGUAACUGAAGAAUGGAUUAGGUUGGAGGACGUCGAGUUCCACUCCUGCAUUCAGCAGGAGGAUUACAACGAAACGCAUAUUAUAAAAUUUAAGCCCCCAGAUGCUUGCUAUAUUGAAUUGAUGAGAUUCCGAGUGAGGCCACCAAAGAAUAGAGAACUCCCUCUGCAACUAAAAGCUCAAAUAUGUGUUACAGGGUACAAAGUAGAACUCAGGGCAGAUGUCUUAGUGCCUGGGUUUGCUUCCAGAAAACUAGGACAAAUUCCUUGUGAAGACGUCAUGAUUCGUUUUCCUAUACCAGAGUGCUGGAUUUACCUUUUCAGAGUGGAGAAACAUUUCAGAUAUGGAUCUGUUAAAUCGGCCCAUAGAAGGACAGGAAAAAUAAAGGGUAUCGAAAGGAUAUUGGGAACAAUGGAAACCCUUCAAGAAAAUCUAAUAGAGGUAACUUCUGGUCAAGCAAAAUAUGAGCAUCAGCAUAGAGCUAUCGUAUGGAGAUGUCCUAGACUGCCGAAAGAAGGCCAAGGUGCUUAUACUACACACAACAUGGUUUGUCGUAUUGCCUUGACCAGCUAUGACCAAAUGCCCGAGAAGCUAGCAGAAUACUGUUACGUAGAAUUCACAAUGCCUGCUACUCAGGUCAGUCAUACCACCUGUAGGAGUGUCAGUUUGCAGAAUUCUGACAGCGAUGAACCACCUGAGAAGUAUGUGCGAUAUCUGGCCAGGCACGAAUAUAGAGUUGGAAUUGAACACACAGAAGGAGAAAAUCCGAAUCCCUAUGCAGCUGCUACUUACGUGUCUAAACCAGCUGCCCCUCCAAAGGUUGAACCACCCCCAAAGGUGGUAGAGGAAUCCAGUUCCGAUAGCGACUAG